This is a messenger RNA of Corythoichthys intestinalis (scribbled pipefish), 6520 nucleotides long. It is a transcript of the gene blm, whose product is annotated as BLM RecQ like helicase. The transcript has 21 exons. The coding region runs from base 251 to 4330 and encodes 1359 amino acids. The record is from RefSeq and is a predicted model, not a curated record. Gene Ontology annotation, cellular component: nucleus; cytoplasm; chromosome. Gene Ontology annotation, molecular function: DNA binding; four-way junction helicase activity; ATP binding. Gene Ontology annotation, biological process: DNA replication; double-strand break repair via homologous recombination; telomere maintenance. Lineage: Eukaryota; Metazoa; Chordata; Actinopteri; Syngnathiformes; Syngnathidae.
AUAAAAUAACCGCAUCAAUUGGGCGCCUUCUCUAAUAACACAUUUCCCUUCGUUUUGCUUCCGCGACAAGAACUGUGGUCACCACCCGCUUUUAUUUCACAAUUGUAUUUUUUAGAAUAAGCGACAGUCUCUUUGGGCGUGCCUUGGUGGCAGUUUGCCACUUUCUUAACGUAGUUCCGAACGAAGGGUGAGGUUGGUGUGGUCUGUUUCCCCUGCUAGCUUGCUGCUAGCUCCGCUUUUUAGCAACAAUAUGUCCAGUCUUCCUCAGAAUAAUUUGAAGGAGCAGCUAGCGAAACACAGCAAUAUCGCCCAAAGCAGACGUUCUCUAACUAAACCUAAAUUGGGGCCAUUUUCUUUUAAAAGGAAGUCCCCUUCAGGAGUGAGAUUGACAGAAACCUCAAACAAGGUAAACAGUCCAAAUGUUUUUGCAAGCAGGAAUAUUAAUAUCCCUCAGAAAAAUUUGGUGACUCCACCUGUGGGGACGUUUUCAAACAAGUCCACGCCCUCACAAAAGUACAAAAUCAACAACUUUUUCUCAACAAGUUCCAAAUGCAAGUCAGACAUCAACCCAGGUGGCCUUCCAGUCUUUCAGAGUCCCACGUUAUUGCCAUCUUCUGGCAAAAUGUGUCCAUCUCCUCCCAAAUCUGGCACCCCAGUGAAUCUGGACACAUCACUGGGAUUAGAAAUCGAUGACUGGGAUGAUAUGGAUGACUUUGAAAUGCCGAUGAAAAAAAAGAAUAACUCAUUUAAUGGAGACUUAAGCAAGACUGAAAGUGGAUCAUUUGUAGCUGAAGGGAAAACAGAAUCUACAGAGGGGCAAUGUCGACUAAAACUAGAUGAAGCUGAAGUCAUACCUGAUCCGGUUGUAGUUGAGCCAUCUGAGACAGAAUUGGAUGAUUCUCCAAUUAAUACACCAAGAAGACGUCAUCCAGUUAAUCUCAAAUCUGUUGUUAGUGACAGUGAAGAAGAUGACAAGCCCACGACAGAAAAUAAAAAAUGGCUUGACCCAAAGUCAGUUCAGUUGAAGGACAACUCUGAGCCUGAAGAUGAUCUCGACUACAUACCACCAUCUCCAGAGAGCUCUUCCAGCAAAUCACCUGUGGAGUUAACAUCCAAGCAAUUAAAAUUUGAAAGCAAUAAUUAUUCGCAGUCCAAAGUGUCCAGCGUGAUCCCUCACCAAGCCUCCAAUGAGCGCUCAACAGACAAGACAAAUGAUCAACUCUUUAGCAUCAUGGAGUCUAUUUGUGCUUUGGUGGAUUCCAUCCCUGAACACGAGCUCAUCGCCUUGUCCUGUGGGAAUGAGCUGCUGUUAAAGAGGGCCCAAAGAAAACGGAUUCUCAUUACUGGUGGUGAUGCCUUGCUAAAGACUCAGCAGCCUGACAGCACUGUGAUAUCUGAACCUAGCUUCAAAGACAAAGCUUCCUCUGAUACAUCCAGCAGCUUUAUACCCACGCUUAAAAGGAAGACCCCUCAGAUCAGCUCUCCUGUCAUAUUUUUGGACUGUGACUCUGAUCACUCUGAUAGCCUUAUUAAAGAAAAACCAAUGCGCUGCCAGGAUGGCCAGAAAUCUGUAGUGGAAAUGGAGAGCAUCUGUGAUUCCCCAUCAAGCUCCAAAACGCAUAACAAGGUCUCCAGUGUUGAGAAAACAAUCAUGGAUGUGGGUUGUGAAGAGCUUUUCUUCUCACCCAAGAAGAAGACAGAGACUUCAACACAGCUCAAAUCCAAUCUACUGGAAAAUUUCACUGUUGCAGAAUACGUGGAGCCUGAUGAAUUUUUUUUGGACAUCGAUGACUGGAAUGACUCUGACUUCCCGGACUACUUCGAUGAACCCCAAAUUCCCGCCGAGCCGCUGAAGAGCCCCGUUCCCAGACCGAUGGCUAUAAAGGAAGGUGGGCUGAGCAAGUCCGUUUGGGAGAAGAAACCCACAGCACCUACACCUGCUCCCAAACCUGCCAAGAUCUUCUCUCCUGAACCAACCUUCCGAAACCCGGCGCACGACCGUUUCCGAGGUUUCAACUUCACCCACUCACAAGAAAUGAUGAAGAUCUUCCACAAGCGCUUUGGUCUCCAUCAGUUUCGGUUCAACCAGCUCGAAGCCAUAAAUGCCGCUGUCCUUGGGGAGGACGAGUUUGUGCUCAUGCCCACAGGUGGUGGUAAAAGUUUGUGCUACCAGCUUCCUGCCUGUCUGUCCCAGGGAGUCACUGUGGUCAUCUCGCCACUAAAAUCGCUUAUUGUGGAUCAAGUCCAGAAGCUCACUUCUCUAGAUAUUCCAGCGACGAGCCUGUCUGGUGAUAAAAGUGACGGCGAAGCAGGAAGAAUAUACAUGCAGCUUUCCAGGAAGGAUCCCAUUAUUAAACUACUAUACGUCACGCCGGAGAAGGUCAGCGCCAGCAACCGUUUGAUCUCGGCUUUACAGAACCUGUACGAGCGAGGCCUUCUUUCUCGCUUCGUCAUCGACGAGGCUCACUGUGUUAGUCAUUGGGGCCAUGACUUCCGUCCAGACUACAAGAGGCUGAAAGAACUUCGUCAGAAGUUCCCAAAAGUGCCCAUGAUGGCCCUGACCGCUACGGCUACCCCCCGCGUGCAGACAGAUAUUUUGCACCAGCUUAACAUGACACGCCCUCAAGUCUUCACCAUGAGCUUUAACCGAGCUAACCUGAAGUACGCCGUACUGCCCAAGAAACCUAAAAAGGUGGACGAGGAUUGCAUCACCUGGAUCAAAAAGCACUACCCACGCGAUUCAGGCAUAGUGUACUGUCUUUCCCGAAAUGACUGCGACAAUAUGGCCGAAAGCCUGCAACGAGCCGGACUGUGUGCGCUGUCUUAUCACGCGGGCUUGAGUGACAAUGACCGAGAAUACGUGCAGUCCAAGUGGAUCAACCAGGACGGCUGCCAGGUCAUUUGCGCCACCAUUGCUUUCGGCAUGGGCAUCGACAAGCCUGACGUGCGCUACGUGAUCCACGCCAGUCUGCCUAAAUCAGUGGAAGGCUACUACCAGGAGUCCGGGAGGGCCGGCAGGGACGGGGAGAUCUCUCACUGCAUUCUGUUUUACAGUUACACCGAUGUGCACCGCAUCAAAAGGAUCAUCAGCAUGGAUCGAGAGGGUGACAAAAACACAAAGGCAACUCACUUUAACAACCUGCAGAGCAUGGUUCAGUUCUGUGAGAACAUGAUGGAAUGCAGGAGAAUUCAGCUGCUGGCAUACUUUGGAGAGAUGAAGUUUAACAGGAGCUUCUGUAAAGAGAACCCUGACGCCAUCUGUGACAACUGUAGCCGGCCAAAUCAAUACAAGAUGAAGAAUGUCACUGAAGAAGUGAAGCAGAUCGUAAGGUUCGUGCAGGAGAACUGCGAGAAGGUCGGAGCCAGGGUUGGCAGGACCGCUAAACAGACUCGCCUGACACUCAACAUGCUGGUGGAUAUUUUCAUUGGUUCUAAAACUGCCAAAAUCCAGACUGGCAUGUUUGGGAUGGGAGGGGCAUAUUCCAAGCACAACGCAGACCGCCUGUUCAAAAAACUGGUGCUGGAAAACAUUCUGAUGGAAGACCUUUACAUUACCAACGGCGGCCAAGCUGUUUCUUACAUCUCUGCGGGACCAAAAGCUCUCAGCGUCCUAUCUGGACAAAUGCAGUUGGACUUCUAUGAGACUGAGAGUGCCUCUAGCUUCAGGAAGAACAAAUCUGCGGUGACAAAGAAGGUCUCGCAAAGGGAUCAGAAGGUUCAGGAGUGUCUGAAGGACCUGGUGGAGCUCUGCAAGCAGCUGGGAAAAACCUUUGGCAUUCACUAUUACAACAUCUUCUCCACUGGCACCUUGAAAAAGUUAUCUGAGAGGUUGUCUUCCGACCCAGAGGUUCUUUUACAAAUCGAUGGUGUGACUGAGGACAAACUGGAGAAGUACGGCGGCGAGGUGAUCCAGGUCUUAGAAAAGUACUCGGAGUGGCAAAAUCCUGUCGAACAACAGGAUGAAGGUGUAGAAGACGGCUGGAUCGACACAACGCGAGGUCGCUUCACUGACGACAACGGGGACGAUGAGUCCUCCACUUAUUUUCGAAGCCAAGGCGCACAGGGGCAGAAGAGGAAGAAAAUGCCCUUCUUCAAAUACAAUAAAAAGAGAAAAGGAUACGCAGGCGCCAGUUCAGCAGGACGAGGCUACAGCAGCAAUAAAUCGUGGUCCUCGAGAGGGGGAGGCAGAGGCGGAAAUCAGUCUGCCGGACGAGGGUCCCGAGGUGCGACGACGGGUGACUCGUCGACAACAAGAACGCCGGGACUCAUGGCGCUGCCGAAGCCUCAAAGUCAGAGACCUUUUCUCAAGCCGUCUUUUUCUCACAUUUAGCGCAGAUUUCAACACAGGACACUACUUUUUUUUUUUAAUUUUUUAAUUUAUGCUGUUCAAAGUGUACAUUUUUUGGAUUAUAUUUUUGUAAUGUUCAAUAAAUUAGACCAAUUUAUCUAGAAUCUAGGUCAUGUCAGCCUCAUCUUUGUCACAGGCCACAUUCUAGUUAAGGUUUUCUUUGGAGGGCAGUAUUCUGCUAACUAGGCUGCCAAAAUGAAUCCAUUAACUAUUUUGAUAGAUACUAUAUUAGAUUCAAGUGAUAGAUAUUUUUUUAGAGACAUUUGACCUAAAAUUUGUCCAAAAAUCUGUUUUUUUUUUUUUAGCCUCUGCAUGACAAGUAUGUCAUAUAUUUUUCAUUUUCCUUUGCACUUUUUCAGUUUUAAAAAACUUAAAUAUUUACUCAACCAAAAAAGGAAGUGGUAAAUGGUUUGUUUGUUUUUACUUUAAUUUUUUUUCAUUUUUUAAAAAUUUAAAUUAGGGAUGUCCCGAUCCAGGUUUUUGCACUUCCGAUCCGAUACCGAUAUUGUUUUGCACUUCCGAUCCGAUACCGAUACUGGCCGAUACAGAUACCGAACUAUCUGAGCAUGUGUUAAAGUUAUUUAGCCUCCUUACUUAGUUCUCAGACUCAUGUUGAAAAAGGUUUUAGUACCCUUGAUAACAACUAGCCAGCUGAAUUAGGUGAGUUUGAAUAACACCCAACGGUUGGUAACAAGAAACUCAUAGGCUACGUUCAUACUACAGGUCUUAAUGCACGAAUCCGAUUUUUUCGUGUUUUUCCUACUCGAGUGAGGCAUUAACUUGACGGUCUGAACGUGACAAGUCGCAUAGAACGGGACCAUUUCAAAUCCGAUCUGGGUCACUUUCGUAUGUGGUCUAAAUCCGAUCUGGGCCACAUUUUUCCAGACUGUCGCGGCGGUCUGUACUGUCCAGUCCCGCAAAUCGGAUUUCAUGCAGCAAUUACGUCAUCAAAUAGCGAGAGAGUCGUUACCGUAGCGCUGCACCUGUGCGUUAUUAGCGCCUAGGUUGCAGUGAACACAGCUUUCGGGGAAGGGCUGGGCUUCACAACAGUCAUAAAAAAUAAAAAUGGGUUGAGGAUAAGCCUGAGAAUGCUCAGUUUUCUCUCUGCUCCAAGUGAGCAAUAUUUCAACAUCGCCUACACGGCCGAGGUCGGGGCAAACUGCCCGUUAUGUGUGUGUGACGUGCACGGACCGUGCGUGCAUGCUAUCGAUCCAUAUAAACUUUGAAUAUAAGCCUAAACGGGGAUUAUUUAUGUCUGUUAUUUGUGUCCUCCUUUUGAAAAGCAAAAUAUGAUAUCCCUGGAAUGACGGAUGACGUUUGUCAUUUGUUUUGAUGCUUCUGCGCAUGCGGGUUGUCUUGCUCAGUGCGUGUCAGACCGCGAAUUAGUGCGCAUGCGUAAUACUUGAACGGUCUCAAUGGAUAAAGGCAGUCUGAACGGGCACGCCAAAAAAACGGAUAUGACAAAAAAUCGGAUUCGUGCAUUAAGACCUGUAGUAUGAACGUAGCCAUAUUGUUUGUGGUGCUAUUUCGCUAAAUGCUUGAUUAGGUUGGUUGCAUUAAAACUUCUUACAGCUUUACCACUACGCUUGACUGUUGCUCUCUGCCUCUUCGUCUUUGUCGUCCUUUAAGGUGAAAUGAUCCCACACAGCUGUCAUUUUUACCGAUAAAGUCUCUCGGUAAAUUGGGAGACGGUAAUGUAAAUGUAGUGUGUUGAAGGUGUGCCGUAAAAUGCGGACUGGAUUUUAGGGAAACCGAAGCAAAAACUGGAAUGGGUUAUGUAAAUCGGUGCGCUGGAAAACCCGGACCGGACUUUGGAAAAAAAAAAAAACUGGAUCGGAAGUCUGGAUCGGAAUUUUUCCCGUGUUCCGAUCAGAUACCGAUGCGCAUUUUUUUGCCCAUAUCUGCGACCGAUCCGAUCCAAAUAUCGGAUCGGGACAUCUCUAAUUAAAAUAAAGUGGUCAAUAUAUAUUAAAAUUUGUUUAUUAAAAAAAAACAUUUGAAAAACAUUUUCCAUCUUUAAAUUUCAAAAAUUAUUAAAAAAUGUUGACUGCUCUUUUUGGGCAUCUGAGCAACAAAUACUUCAUUUUUGCAUUUUUUUUGUAUAAUACAAUUAAUCUGAGAAACGGUCGAUACUUGAAAAUAAACAUGAGGUUAAAAAAAAGGCAAGUGUUA